AUGGCCAUCGUUCCCCGAGACACCACCACCAUCCUCGGCAUCAAAGCCGCGGUGACGGGCAGCACGCUGCUCAUCGCCGGCGGCAUGGCCAACACCUCCCUCUCCUUCAUCCCCAACCUCAUCAAAGCCGCGCAGACCAUGCCCUCCACGCGCCCCAGCAUGAGCCGGCUGGAGAGCGGGCGCCUGACGCCCCAUCCCGACGGCGGCAACAUCUCCGCCGCCCACGCCGCCGCCAACGAGGGCUACCAGAUGCCCGCCAAGCAGUUCGUCAACAUGUCCAAGACCGCCUUCGCCACCCAGGUGCCGCCCGAACUCCUAUCCAUUGCCGCCUCGGGCUACCUCGCGUACCACUACCGCCAGCUCGGCGCGUCGUUUGCCGGCUACAAGUGGACGGCGGUCGCGGUGCUGAUUGCUUCCAUCUUUCCCUUUACCGGCGCCCUGAUGGUGCCGAUUGACCACAAGAUUGCGCAGAUUGGUGGUGUGGAGGAGAAGCCGGAGCCGUAUGAAGAUGCGCCGCUCGAUCGGCAUGCGGAGCGCAGGAAUGCCGUCGAGUUUCUGCGCAAGUGGAACUCGCUCAACACGCUGAGGAGCGCCAUCAUGUUUGUGGCGGGUGGGAUUGGACUGUGGAGCUUGGUGGAAGAGUAA
Messenger RNA from Neohortaea acidophila, 645 nucleotides. RefSeq lists its product as uncharacterized. Lineage: Eukaryota; Fungi; Ascomycota; Dothideomycetes; Mycosphaerellales; Teratosphaeriaceae. The transcript has a single exon. Bases 1 to 645 code for a protein of 214 amino acids. The record is from RefSeq and is a predicted model, not a curated record.